Messenger RNA from Panicum virgatum (switchgrass), 1166 nucleotides. RefSeq lists its product as uncharacterized. The coding region runs from base 403 to 927 and encodes 174 amino acids. The record is from RefSeq and is a predicted model, not a curated record. The transcript has 4 exons. Gene Ontology annotation, biological process: transposition. NCBI's taxonomy places the organism in Eukaryota, Viridiplantae, Streptophyta, Magnoliopsida, Poales, Poaceae.
GGAGGCAGCAGGAUAUAUGAGGGCGGUGUGGUUGCGAGGACCGUCGCAACUGCCGCAGCGGCCCAUACCUCUUGCGAGACGCCCGAUGAUUCGACCGGUACCGGACAGGUAUUGGAUGCGCGUGCAGGCGGGUGCCCACAAAAGGAAGCCCAACGGCAUCCUGGGAACCCUAUGCAGGGAGCUCUUCCCUGGGAUGGUGAUGCAUGACGGGAUCCUGGAGCCGGCAUACACGUGGGACCACUACAUCGCCGUCCCAGAUGUAGAAGAUCGGGAAGGGAGGUCCUUCGGCAACAAGGCGAGACGGGUGGUGGGAGAAUUCUGGGUAAGUCGUCGCACUAUAUUGGUGAAUAGUUACCAUAUAUUUGAAACUCUUUGAAUAUUGACUGCAAUUAUCGAGUCUAUAUGCAGGAUUUCUACGUGUGCGAGCCAGGAUAUGAGGCCAUAGCGGCUCAGGUGGCUGACACAGCAUGUCGCAAACUAGUGAAGGACAUGCACUACGAGGCGCGUGUUCAGGCCGUAAUUAACUACUGCGCCGAUGUGGAAAAAAGGAAGGUUGGCAAGGACGUAGCAAGAAAUAUGUUCCUCACGCGGAAACAAUACUUGAGGGUGCCUCCGAACUGGUGCGCCGGCAAGGGCGCGUGCUGGGAAAUGAUGGUGGACAUGUGGCUUAGCGAGGAGUGGAUUCAGCGGCACAACUUAUGCCGGGAGCGCCGCUUGUUGAUGCAAGGUGCGCCACACCAUCAAGGCAGCCGAGGCCUUCCCGAGUACAUGGAUGUUUGGUCGGAGUCACAUGAAGACCAGGAAUGCAACGACUUCCAGGCAAUACUGUAUGGCGCACAAGGGCAGGGCGACGUCCGACGUCUCCUACAACCCGGCGGAUCCACCCGAGGCGUACAGCAACCCGAGCGUCCACACGUGCAUCACUGAGUACACGGAGAUGGGAAAGGCGCUCCAUGGGGACACAUGGGAUCCGGCCACCCAGCCCCUUUCUGGAGAAGCCAUCAUGAGGGCAGGAGGAGGGAAGAAGCACGGCCGUUACUGGAUCGCCAACAGCCUUGUCGACACAGCCAGUACGCCGACUCUCUCCCAGCUUCGGGCAAGGACCACCGACUCGACCCCGCCAAUAUGCCCACGGCCUGAGACUUCAGUGGCCAGCGUGCGUGCAA